Messenger RNA from Chaetura pelagica (chimney swift), 1419 nucleotides. Its product is annotated as kinetochore-associated protein DSN1 homolog. Gene Ontology annotation, cellular component: ESCRT I complex; MIS12/MIND type complex. The record is from RefSeq and is a predicted model, not a curated record. Gene Ontology annotation, biological process: mitotic sister chromatid segregation; cell division. NCBI's taxonomy places the organism in Eukaryota, Metazoa, Chordata, Aves, Apodiformes, Apodidae.
AUGAUCCUCAUGUUUUUUCCUCUCAGGGUGGAGCCCACCCUGUGGCUGCUGCUGUGGCAGCGCCGUCGCUCCUGGCGCCGCUCCAGCCUGAAGGGGACAAAGCGCCGAAAAUCCCUCCCCCCUGUCCACCAAGAUGCCACUGAAUUAAGCAAAUCGAUUAGUCUGGAUCUGCCAGAGACAGACAGGUUGGCUCUUCUGCUCCUCUCCAGUUUCCAGUUUUCAGCACAGAAGCUGGAACACUCCCUACAGCAGAACCAGGGCUUCAACCUUGAGGAAUUCCAGGCUAAAGCUCACUCGGUGUCGGAGGAGCUGAAGCUCCACCUGCAGAAGCUGAAGAGGGAUGGGACCCUCCAACGCUGCAUCCAGGACCCCCAGGGGGUCUCCCUGGAUUCUUCUUUGGAUGAGUCAGUGGCCCAAAUUAAGGAGCACAUGACCAGGUUCUCUGCUGAGUGUCGCUCCUGGGAUCAGCUCCUUCAGAACUACCAGGAAAGUGCUGAAGAAAUGUCCAGGCAGCUGGAAGGAAUCCAGCGGGAUCCCAGCCUAGUGGAGCCCCUCAGUUACCUCCAAACCUCCCAGGCCUCUGUUCUCAGCAGCAAACCCAACUACCAGCAGAUCCUGGAUUCCCAGGGGGAGGUCCUGACUUCCAUGGAGCUGGUGCUGAACGAGCUCCAGCAAGCAGUGCAGGUGCUGCAGACCUUCAGCGAGGACAGCCGGCAGUACCUCCGGGGCCUGUCGGAGCAGCUCGCCACCAGGACCUUCCAGCAGCUGGAGAGUUCCCUUCUUCCCGGUUCCUCUCAUCCUCUCUUCCCGGUUCCCAGCCUUUCUCCCAGGACCCCCGGUUCCCGCCCUUCUUCCCGGUCCCCCUCGUCUCCUCCUCCCGGCACCGGCAACUCCCGGAAGAAACGCCUCUACGUGCAGCUGCUCCCGCGGGACGCGGCGGACACGGCGCUGCUGGAUCUCAAACUGAGCUCCAAGAGCAAAGCCCUUCCCCACUACAUGAAAAUAGGGGAAAUGGGACAUUUUGCCAUUUGGUGUAAGAAAGGGCCAGUUCCAAAGCCCAGUCCCCAACCUGUUCCCAAGCCCAGGACACUCAGCACUGGCCUGAAGGAGCUUUCCCUCCAUCCCCCCGAAUCCAGGACUUCUCCAGGAUGGAGCCAAAGCAGGUCCCCGGGGGCUCGAGGCAGCAUCAAACGGGCUCCUCAGGAUGAGUCUCUCUAUGACACCUACAGCAUCUACAACCUGUCAGCCAUGGAUGGAGUCCCCUUCACCCUCCAUCCCAAAUUUGAGAGCAGACUCAGCUCCACACCUCUCCUUGCUGACCUGACUGUCAAAUCUCUCGCUGACAUCGAGAAGGAGUACAACUAUGGUUUUGUGGUGGAAAGGACGGCGGCCGCGCGACUCCCCCCCAGCGUUUGUUAA